This is a messenger RNA of Cyanistes caeruleus (blue tit), 1256 nucleotides long. NCBI's taxonomy places the organism in Eukaryota, Metazoa, Chordata, Aves, Passeriformes, Paridae. The record is from RefSeq and is a predicted model, not a curated record.
AUGGCGGCGCCGGGCCGGGCGCUCCCCUCAGGGCCCUCCUCCAAGUGGGACAUCCGGGAGAAGGUGUGGGAGCACCUGGAGGCCUCCGGUCUGGCCGAAUUCCCGCGGCCCGUGCGCGGCCGCAUCCCCAACUUCAAGGGCGCCUCCCAUGCUGCCACGAGGCUUCUGGGCUUGCAGGAGUUCCAGGCUGCCUGUACAGUUAAAAUAAACCCCGAUGCUCCCCAGAGGAAUGCCCGCUUCCUAACGCUGGAAGCAAGGAAGACUUUGCUGGUUCCCACACCACGUCUGAGGACCGGGCUGUUCAAUAGGAUUGUUCCCCCUCCAGGUGCAACCAAGGAGAUCCUGAGAAGAUGUGCCACGUCUCAGGGAAUCUAUUCUAGGAUUCCCUGGGGGAUAACUUCCCAGACAUGUACAUACAGCGUGCCUGUGGGGCUGGAUGGGAAAGCACAAGUGGAUUUGGUUGUGGUGGGAUCAGUGGCUGUCUCUGAAAAAGGCUGGAGAAUUGGCAAAGGGGAAGGUUAUGCAGACAUGGAAUAUGCAAUGAUGGUGUCCAUGGGUGCAGUGCAGGAGGACACACCUGUGGUUACCAUCGUGCACGACUGCCAGGUGCUUGAUAUAGCAGAGGAGAUCCUGGAUGAUCAUGAUUUAACUGUGGAUUACAUCCUCACUCCAACAAGGACUAUCCAGACUAAUUGCAAACGACCAAAACCUCAGGGAAUAAUGUGGCACAAGGUCAGCUCUGAGAUGCUCGGAAAAAUCCCCAUCCUAAGGACUCUUCGAUCCAGGGAGAAGCAGGCUGGCAAGGAUGUCACCCUCCAAGAUGAACAUCCAGCCUUGGCAAACACCAACAGAGCAGCAGUUUCAAACAAGAAGGUGAUGGCUGCAAAUACCCAACCACGGGCUGCUCCAGGCUCAGCUCCAGUGGGACAACCCCGUGUGGAAAGUGAUCCUGUGAAUCCCAAAUUAGAGGGAUCUGACACAAUUAGCACUGUGUACGUGGGGAACUUGCCUGGCAGCCUGAGGGUGAGCGAGCUGAAAAGCGCCCUGAGGGAAUUGCGGGUGGUUCCUGUUCGGGUGAACUGGCAGGGAGCACAGCACAGGGCUUUCCUGGAUUACAGGGAUCAAGGAGCUGCAGACAGAGCUGUGUCCUCCUUGCAAGGCCUGAGCCUUGGGGGCAAUGCUCUGAGAGUGGAGCUGGCCAAGAGCCAGAGGAACAGAGGGCAAGGAGAAAUCCAUAGUCACAAAUGAUUAUGGAG